AUGCCCUGGUUCAGCUCCUCAUGCGACGAGUCCGCUUGCGCUGCCGUAGACCCUAAUGCCCCAUCGACGGUCGGGUUGUUGUUCUCGCUGCUGCCAUUUAUUGCCACUUUCGCCACCGUCGCCGCCGUCGCAGACCGAAAGAUUUUCCCGAAGCUCGCGAGAGUACACGAAGCCCACGAUGGCGAGGACCACUACCUGCCGUCGCACGCACCGCCCAGCCUGCGGCAGGCGCACGCCGAACACGGACAAAAGAGCCCGAGGAGGAGAGUGGCGGCCGCCGUUUUCUCGACAACCAUCGCCCUGGCCACGGUGCUGGGCGAGUUGAUACUGAGCGAGAUCUCGGACCUGGUUAGCCGCCGCGCCCGGGAGGUGGGGCUGCGCUUCACGGUGCCCACGCUCCUGGUGCUGCUUGUCGGCAUCAUCCCCUUCCUGGAGAUCCAGAGCGUCAUUUCGGGACUCGGGUGGAAGUUUCAGAGGAAUAGCAGGGGCAAGAUCCCGCAGUUUGCCUGGGGGGUUUUGCUGCUGGUGUUUUCCGGAUGGCUGUUUGCCUUUUGGAGCUUGGGCAGCCUGGUCGGCCUCGACAAGACGACGACCGCGGGCGGGGGUGUCUUGCGCGCCUGCCUCGAGCGGAUCGGGGUCAUUGGCAUCUCGUUGAUGGCGAUGCUCAGCGGCUUCGCGGCCGUAUCGAGUCCCUGGCACACUCUUGGCGCCGCCUCGGAAAGGAGGAAGCGGCCCAUCACGGAGGCCGACAUCUCGAGGAAGGAGGCCGGUCUGGAUGCCACGAACGAGAUGCUAUUGACGAAAAGACACCGUCUCCAGGCGCUGGAGCGCAAGGCCUCCGAGGCGCAGGCAGCAUCGUCCAGCUCUGGCGGGUUCAUGGGCAAGAUGAUGGGCGCGGUGCGCGGCAUGGGCGGUGACGAGGCCGAGAUGCGCGCGCUACGGUUGGAGAUCGCGGGUCUGGAGACAAUGGAGGCCAACCUCGGCUCGUCGUUGGGCAUGAUGCGCUCCCGCCAGGCCGCCGACGCCCGCGCCGCGACGCCGCUGGGGAAGCUGCUCGCCGUGCCCCACUACAUAUUCAGCCUCUACUGUCUAUACCGGAUCCUGGCCACGACGCUGGCGAUGCUGCGGAGGACGUACUACCCCAGCUCGAGCUUCAGCUCGUCGGACCCGAUCAACCGCUUUCUGGGCCUGCUCGCGCGGCACUGGGACCCCAAGCUGGACCAGAUCGCGUGGGCGCGGCAGAUCAGCUUCCUGCUGUCCGGCGUCAUGCUCGCGGCGAGCGCCAACAGCGUGCUGCAGACGUUCCACCUCUUCUCCAAGUGGUUGCCGGGCCUGCUGUACCAGGCGCAGGCGAACCUGGCGCUGCUGAUCGGGCAGAUUACAGCCGUCUACGUCAUCAGUGCGGCGCUGCUGCUGCGGAGCAACCUGCCGAGGGAGAUGGGCAGCGCCGUCGGGGACGCGCUCGAGGGGGCGCUGGAGCCGCGGUUCGUCGACUGGUGGUUCGAGGGCUGGUUCCUGAUGAGUUGUGCCGUCACCGGGCUGGGCGUGUGGAUUUCGAGAAAGAUUGGCCGGGAGGACUGGGACGAGUACGGGUCCGAGGAGAUGGGCGCCAAGAGGAUGUAG
Messenger RNA from Colletotrichum graminicola M1.001, 1623 nucleotides. RefSeq lists its product as uncharacterized. Gene Ontology annotation, cellular component: membrane. Lineage: Eukaryota; Fungi; Ascomycota; Sordariomycetes; Glomerellales; Glomerellaceae. The record is from RefSeq and is a predicted model, not a curated record. The coding region runs from base 1 to 1623 and encodes 540 amino acids. The transcript has a single exon.